Sclerotinia sclerotiorum 1980 UF-70 is the source of this 717-nucleotide messenger RNA. RefSeq lists its product as hypothetical. Bases 1 to 717 code for a protein of 238 amino acids. Gene Ontology annotation, cellular component: mitochondrion. NCBI's taxonomy places the organism in Eukaryota, Fungi, Ascomycota, Leotiomycetes, Helotiales, Sclerotiniaceae. The record is from RefSeq and is a predicted model, not a curated record. Gene Ontology annotation, molecular function: NAD(P)HX epimerase activity. The transcript is spliced from 7 exons.
AUGGCAGCCAAAUACCUCUCAGCCGCCAACGCCGCGGCCUUAGAUAAAGAUCUCAUGUCCAUGGGAGCUUUUUCCCUCGAUCAAUUAAUGGAAUUGGCGGGAUUGAGUGUUUCGCAAGUUGUCUACAAAGUCCACCCACCCUCCAAAGGUCGACGAAUCCUAGUAGCAUGUGGACCUGGAAACAACGGAGGCGAUGGUCUAGUAGCAGCCCGUCAUCUCUGGCACUAUGGCUAUAAACCCACAAUCUACUAUCCCAAGCCGGGAAAAAAUGAACUCUAUCAACGCCUUUCGACUCAACUCCGCAAUCUCUCAAUCCCAUUCACCGAUGAUUUUCCAUCUGCGAUUAAAGAUUCUGAUCACAUCGUCGAUGCAAUAUUCGGCUUCUCCUUCACCGGCUCCAUCCGCUCCCCCUUUGACACCAUAAUCAGCACCCUAGAGGCCACCUCCCUCCCCAUAACAUCCAUCGACGCCCCCUCCUCAUGGGACAUCACCAACGGACCUCCUUCCUCCGGUCCCGGUGCAAACCUCAUGCCACAAUACCUAAUCAGUUUAACUGCGCCUAAACCACUCGUUCGAUAUUUUAAAGGAAGACAUUUUUUGGGUGGGAGAUUUGUAACUCCAGAAAUCCAUCAGAAAUAUAAUCUUCAACUUCCAGAAUACGAGGGAGUAGAUCAAAUUGUCGAGGUGCCUAUUGAAGAAUCUGAGGAGAAAUUGUGA